Molecule: messenger RNA, 3594 nt
Organism: Neltuma alba
Lineage: Eukaryota; Viridiplantae; Streptophyta; Magnoliopsida; Fabales; Fabaceae
Product: putative E3 ubiquitin-protein ligase LIN
Exons: 11
Coding region: 1-3594 (1197 amino acids)
Biological process (GO): protein ubiquitination
Molecular function (GO): ubiquitin-protein transferase activity
Source: RefSeq, a predicted model, not a curated record
AUGGCUUCAUCCUUGGGGAAACUCCUAGCUGAAGAAGGGUUCAAGGGAAGCAGAAGAAUCACAAGAUCCAGAUCUUCCGUCCAGUCUAAUCCUGAUAAGAUGCCCCAUCACUCAAUCAGGGACCAGGAAAGGAGACUAUCUGUAUCAGAUGACAGAAUUAGAGAGGAGAGAACAAAAUCUUACAUCUCACAAUAUCGGAUUGGGGAUGAAUUUUUUAAUAGAGAUACUGCUCAGCGCGGGAGACCAAGGGAUAAUCUUGCUGAAAGAGGGAAAUUGGAUGACGGAUUGAAGAAUGAAAUUGCUGAGAAAUCUUCCAGCAAUGCGAAGUUGAGUAAAAAAUUUGAUAGCAAAACACCAGGACACACACCUAGAAAUGAGAUAACCAAGGUGGACGACCAAGAAGACGGCAAAGUUAAAGAUGUUUAUUCCAAUGAAUUAAUUGCAAAUAGAGGGAAAGAAGAGUAUUUGAAUGACUUUAGGAAUAGGGAUAAGUGGCCCAGGAUGCUACUCAAGGAUGCAAAGCUGGAUAAGAGGCAUAGCAGCAGUUCUAGUACACAUAAGGUUGGACAGUUGAAUGGAAGUGCCAAGAAGAAUAUAAAGCGACAGGAGAGAUCAUACGGUCGAUCAACUAACGAAAGCUUUGAAAAUAGUUAUGACAAAAAUCAUGGGCAUGCUUUGCAAACAACAGCUGAUGUAGCUCUCGAUGAAGUUGCUGUGCAAGCAGUUGUUUCUAUUCUAAAUGGAUAUAUAAAACGCUUUCUAAACGAUGAAGAUUUUCGGACCACAUGGCGUCACAAUUGUUUUUCUUCCUUGAAUUUCAUUGAACUGGAAGAUGAGAACAGUACUGAGACCAAAGUCAUAAGAAGUCUUGAACAAGCAAUUGAUACAAUAGAACAAGCUGCUGAGGAAUCUGUAUCUGAAAAAGAAUUGAAAAGAACCUCUUUGCAGCUAAGCAUUAUUACAGGUCUAAGCUUAAAUGAACUGAAGUAUGGUUUUACAUGUGGGAUACCGAAUUAUAAGUUGUCAGCCUGUGCUCAUCUUUACCUCAGUGUUGUCUAUAAGAUACAGAGAAAGGAUAAGGUAUCGGCAAAGCAUCUUUUGCAAGUAUUUUGUGAUUCACCUUCUCAGGCACGGACAACAUUGCUUCCUGAAUUGUGGGAGUGCUUAUUUUCUCCACAACUUUCUCUUUUGAAAGAAUGGUACAACAGGGAAGUUCAUAUGCUAGUGAAUAUGACAAGCAGAACAAGAAAAAUGAAGCAUCUUGAAAAGGUGUAUAAUGAGCAUUUGGAUUCUGGGACUCAUUCAUUUGCUGUGUACUACAAAGACUGGCUCACUGAAGGGGGAGAAGCUCCAUCAGUUCCUUCUAUCACCGUUCCUUCAACAUCUGCUUCAGAAAGUCAUUACGGAAGUUCCCUUGGUCAUUCUUCUGAAUUAGCUUCUUCCGUUGAUUCAUUCUCACCACAGCCAAUGGUUAGCAAAAAACUGUAUGAUUCUGUCUUUGGUAGCUCGAGUAAAGCUGGAAUUGAAGAAGAGGAAGAUAAUGCCACGGAAGAUAACUUACACAACAGCAAGGGACACUCAUGUGUUUCAUCUAUUGCUGAACAAAAAUUAACAUUUGUCUCUGAAAUGGUUGAAUAUACCGAUGAAGACACUGAAGAAGAUUCCCAGAAGAAAGGAACCUCAAUGAUAGAUGAACAAAUGUGGCAAGGAAGAAGUGUCAGUGAUGAUAUUGCUAACUCUUUCACACAUGUAAAAAGCAACAUGCUAGAUGAUCUACCGUAUGAGAGAACUAAUGAAGUCCCUCUUACGAAGGUGACAGGAUCUGUUUUAGUAAUGCAAGAUGCCAAAAGGCAUUUUGAUCACAUUGUGUCUACUGGUUCACUGUCCAGUGAGGAAUCAGUCUCCAACUCUGUUGCAAAUCCAACAGAGACGAGCUCUUCUCCUAAAGGGUUAUAUUUUCCAACUAUUCCGCAGGAGUUCAUUUGUCCUUUGACUGGAACUUUAUUUGAGGAACCGACUACCCUUGAAACUGGUCAAACCUUUGAACGAGCAGCAAUCAAAGCCUGGUUUGAAAAGGGAAACAGAACUUGCCCGGUGUCUGGAAAUAGUUUAGAUUGUGUUGCCAUGCCAUUAACUAACCUUGUUUUGAAGCGUUUGAUUGAUAAUUGGAAGUCAGAACAAUUUAGUCGCAUACUGGAUUUUGCUUCUCAAAUCGCGGACAAAGAAAGCCAUAAGCUGAAACAUGAAGAGGCUGCUGUCUUUAAUUUGGAGAGUCUCAUCACUUCAUUGAAUGGAGUAAACAAAAGAAAUUAUGUCAGACAACUCAUCUCUGUAGGGUUUCUGUCAUUUCUUUUUAGGAGGUUUGAAUUGGGAAAUGUGGAAGAGAAAACACAUGUUUUGGCACUCUUGGUAAAUUGCAGUGAAGCAGAUUCUAGCUGCAUAUAUCAGAUCGCGAGGAACAUUGACAAAAAAUGUCUUCUACACCUGCUUUGCAGUGUGGAUGUUGCCCCAGGAACAAGUGCAAUUUCGCUACUUACUGAAUUAUUUUCUCUUAAAAGAAAUGAUGUUAUUUCCUUCUUAAGUGGCUUUGCUGGUCCGGAUUUAUUGAACACUAUGGAUGUUCUACUUUUGUAUCUUCAGAAUUCUUCUCUCCGUCAAAAACCCCUUGUUGCUGUUCUUCUGUUGCACCUUGAUUUACUGACUGAGCCUCCAAUGCAUUGCGCAUACAGAGAGGAGGCUGUGAAUGCCAUUGCAGUUGCUCUUGAUGCCAGCUUACAUGAUGACAAGGUUCAAGAAAAGUGUUGCAGGGCACUGCUUAUUUUGAAAGGACUUUUUGCUUUCAAAAGAAAGAAACAAGCCAAGGCUAACAUUUUAGAGCAAAAUGAAGAUGAAAAUGAUAGUUCAGCAGUCAAUUCUUGUGAGCAUGAAGAAGAGGGCAUAAUAUCAUUGGUAUGUUUGCUUUCCAAAGAAGAUGAAGAAGAAAAGAACCAAGAGUGGCUGAUGAAGUUGUUAGAAUUGUUGAUUGGUGAUGGAGAAAGCCCAUUUUUGAAGAACAUUUCAAGAUGUUUAGCCUCUAGAUACCUUGAUUUGGUGAAGAUAUGCUUAUUAACAGUCACAUGGCUUAGUUCCAGACUUUCUGUACUAAGUAAUUCUGGUUCACCCCUUCCUGCAUUCCCAGCCAUCAUCUAUCAGAUGAAAGGAAUACUGCAGAGUGGGGAUCUUGAGUUCAAGACUCUUGCGUCUUUGUCCUUGUUUCAUUUCAGUAAGAUACCAGAAAGCAGAGCCCUUAUGAUGACUAUGGCAGAAGAUAUUGCUACUCCUCUUCAUAGAAUUGUUGAUGUAACAUGGAGUGCAAAGCAGCUUCUUAUCAUGUUAGGGAAGGAUUUGCUGAAUUUGACAGGACCUGGCAUAAUCCAUCUCCAACCCAUCGUCUUCACCAUCGCGAAGCCAGGUCCAAGUGUGGAGUUUCUUGAUACAGAAGAACAUCGGCAUUUAGACUCUUUGGGAGAUAUUUCUGUGCUCAGGGCUGCCAGUGUGUUGAAAAAUGGUGCUUUGGAGUUAUAUUGGGUGGGUGAUAUAGCUGUUGAUUGUUAG